AACGUACAAUUAUGAAAAAAAACUUCGACUUCAAGUGACACUAAUAAAAAAAUCUUAAAAUGUACUUCGUCAAUGUAGUUAUUUUCAAGCCUAUUUUUAUCUUUUUUAGAAUUCUACAUUAAUUUGGAUUUAUGCAUAUUAUUAGUAAGUAGAUAUUCCAAAAAAUGGUCGUACCCAAACGUUAAAUCUAAAAUAUAUUAAAUCAGAAGCUAGCGCAAGAUCAAAUUAAAUAGAUCAUUGCAUACAAUAAAAUAUUACAUCGUUACUAUGAAACCUGAAACCAACGACCGAAACCUCCAACUAUAACCAGCGGUCAAACAGACAUCGAAACAUGACCAAAAUGUCACUUUGCUCACGCAAACACCAGACCAAAUACCACCUUUCAGUUCCCUGUAACAUCUCCACGAUACUACACUAACAUCGAUACAAAACGUCACAACUUACACUCAAACACUAAUCACUUAAAACCUUUCGCUUUUGGGUUGUAUCUAUACUCUUACGUAUUUCGUGACGUCACGGCGCGGGCGCCUGAAGCCUAUCCUUUUCUAACGUGUUCAAAUGUAAAUAAGGGUGAGAGAGAUAGAUUUCUAGGUUGCUCAGGUGGUUAUCAUUGUUAUCAGUAGUGGUUUUGUCGCGAGCGCGGACGCACGCGCCAGUGAUGUGCUGUUAAACAAAUUUACUCAUCUUAUCGAUUCAGGUACCCCACCGCAGGGGCGCGAGUCAACCAUGUAACGAUGCGACUGACAUUCUCAUACUGUCUCGUUCAUCCUUACCAGUGAUGUGAUCAUACUGUGCGUGUGUGUGAGUGCGUGCGACAGGGACGCAACUAUACUGUGAUGCGACAGAGACGCAAGUGAUGCAGGGGAGAGAGAGAGAGAGGGAGCGACGCGGGGGGAACAUGUCGCUCCCUAUGAUGAGGAGUUUCAGUUCGGAGGGGGGGACGGGGAAGCGCGAUUGGAAAAUGCGCUUGAGCCUCCGUAGUCGAAGUGGGCAUAGUGUGGAGGCGCUCCGCGGCCGCCGCUGCGCGUCUCUGCGCGGCGCGCCCCGCGACGACUCCGGUCGCUCGACGCCAGCGCCCGCGCACCGCUCCUCCCCCUCCCCCGCGGGCACGCCCGCCCCCAAGAAAUCCAACUGGGAAGUGAUCGAACACUUCUCGAAGACCAAGAAGAGUCCUACUGCGGUGGAAUCAGAGAACGGCGCCUCGCCGGCCCUACCGCUAUGUCCGUCGGGCCGGCCAGAUGUCGACGCAACACCGCUACUCGGAGAUGACACCACCGUGAACCUAUACUCACUGGGCUCGCACUCAGAUGAGCAGGAGGGGUGCGGGGCGGGGUGCGCGAGCGCACUCCCCCCGCCCGUCGCCGCGCUAUGCGCGCCCCGACGUUUUCACAACCUACACGUGGAGAUGCUGUACCAACGCUACUUCCUUCGCAUGAAUCAAACCAAUAUGACGCACCUCCUGGGUCUGCUGCUAGCAGUGUCCAUGGCACUAAUGCUGUGCCACAUCCGGGGAUUGCUGCUGGCGCAAGAACAGCUCGCUGAGGAGCUGGCUCUAGCCGACAGCAGCUACACCACGCUAAUAGCAGACCUGGACCUCCUCUACUACGACUCAAACCUUCGGACGACGACGGAGCCCUACGGCGCGAACACUACCAGCGCAUUACGCCGACUGCACUACGAAUACCAGCGCAACGCACACGCCGCUAACGUCGGCGUGCUCGGCGUCGCCGCUCUCGUCUAUGCGUGCCUGCUUCUCUGCCUAAGCCGGCCCGCAAUUAACGAGAUCUACCUACUGACCAUCUCGUAUGUCGUCCUUGCGACCUUCCUACUGAUUGAGCUGGCUGUCGUUGGCACCUCUUGCGUCAGAUCAAUGAGCAUCGGUGCCGGCGCUUGCGUGCUCUUCACCUAUCUGACGUACGCGACGUUGCCAGUCCGCCUGCACGAGGCGAGCGUGGCUGGAGUCCUGCUGGCGGCCGUCAACCUAGCUGGCAACCUGUACCUGGCCCGCGACAGCGACCUGCAGAUGUUCUGCAACCUGAUCGUGCUGACGGCGUGCAACAUUGCCGGUGUGAUGACGCACCAACCACGAGAGCUGGCGCAGCGACGCGCCUUCUUGGAGACCAGGGACUGCGUCGAGGCGCGCCUGGUGACCCAGCGGGAGAACCAGCAGCAGGAACGCCUCCUGCUGUCAGUUCUCCCGCGUCACGUGGCCAUGGAGAUGAAGGCAGACAUCGCCAGCCAGCCGCGCCAGGAGCAGUUCCACAAGAUCUACAUCCAGCGAUAUGAGAACGUCAGCAUCCUGUUCGCUGACAUUUGCGGAUUCACCUCGCUGUCAGACCAGUGUACCGCCGAGGAGCUGGUGCGGCUGCUUAAUGAGCUCUUUGCCAGAUUCGACCGCCUGGCCGCCGAGCACCACUGCCUCCGCAUCAAGCUCCUGGGCGACUGCUAUUAUUGCGUGUCUGGCCUGCCGGAGGCGCGCGACGACCAUGCCAAGUGCUGCGUUGAGAUGGGACUAGACAUGAUCGACGCGAUUGCGCUAGUCCGAGAAGUGAUGGCGGUGAACGUGAACAUGCGCGUGGGUAUCCACACGGGCCGUGUGCACUGCGUGGUGCUCGGGCUGCGCAAGUGGCAGUUCGACGUGUGGUCCAACGACGUCACGCUCGCCAACUACAUGGAGAGCGGCGGUGUAGCGGGCCGAGUCCACAUCACCAAGGAGACCCUCCAAUGCCUCGGCACCGACUACAAGGUGGAGCCAGGCCACGGCGACCAGAGGAACGCGUACCUCAAGGACCACAACAUUGAGACCUACCUGAUUGUACCGGACGACACCAGCCGAGUGGUGAGUUACACGAGUUACUACAAGGAGGUAAGACACGGCGACCAGAGGAACGCGUACCUCAAGGACCACAACAUUGAGACCUACCUGAUUGUACCGGACGACACCAGCCGAGUGGUGAGUUACACGAGUUACUACAAGGAGGUAGGACACGGCGACCAGAGGAACGCGUACCUCAUGGACCACAACAUUCAGACCUACCUCAUUGUACCGGACGACACCAGCCGAGUGGACAAGAAGCCCCAGAACUCCUUCUCCUUGAACGGCAACGUGUCCAAGGAGAUGCGGGUGAUGGGCCACGGAUCACAACACGGCAAGAACUCGGCCAAGGUCGAGCAAGGGAACGAAUUCAAGAAGCCGGAAGAUGAGGUCAACGAGUAUCUGAUGAAGGCAAUCGAUGCGCGUUCCAUCGACCGUCUCAGGACCGAGCAUUGCCGGCCGUUCACACUGACCUUCCGCGACCAGAAACUGGAGACGAAGUACACAGCCGAGCGGGACAGGAUGCUAAAAGUAUACUUCAUCUGCUCGCUGGUGGUGUAUGCCGCGGUGACUUUUGUCCAGCUGCUAGCCUUUGACAUUGAUGCUGGAGGCAUCGCAACGGUGGCUGUCUGCGGGUUUGUCGUGCUGUUCAUCAUCUACCUGGUCUUGGCUGCGAGCUUCGAGCACACCAGCGCUCACCUGCGCUCAUUCUCACUGAGGAUCCAUUCCAACCGGACCCUGGCGCAGGGCAUGUCCUUCGCGCUGUUGGGUACUUUGCUGCUCCAGAUCCAGGUGUUGAUGGCACUGAACAACGGCGGAGCGUCACCGAACAAGCUAGAUGAAAUUGUCACCUUCUGUCCAUACUCCAUGAAUGAGCACUACCUGCAACUGACACUCCUGGCGAUGUUCCUGUGCGCAGCACACCAGGUCCUCAUCACAUCAGUCAAGACCCUCCUCCUACUCCUGGCCACUGGCGCGUACGUCACUUUCACGCUGCUGGACUUCUUCCACCCAGCUGAAGUCGUCUGGCAAUGCGUCUCGCUGGACCAGCAGUGGACGUGCGUGGUGAUCGCCAUCGGCGCCGCCGUCGCCCUGAUGCUGCACGCCCAGCAGACGGAGAGCACCUACCGGCUGGACUUCAUCUGGAAACUGCAGGCCACUGAUGAGAAGGAGGACAUGGAACACCUGGAGGCGUAUAACCGCAAGCUGCUCGCGAACAUCCUGCCGGAGCACGUCGCACAACACUUCCUCUGCAGCGACAAGAACAUCGAUGAGCUAUACCACGAGCAGUGCGAAUCCGUCUGCGUCAUGUUCGCUUCCAUCCCCAACUUCUCCGAGUUCUACGUCGAGCUAGAGGGCAACAACGAAGGUGUGGAGUGUCUCCGUCUCCUCAACGAGAUCAUCGCCGACUUCGAUGAGAUCCUCGCUGAGGACCAGUUCAAGUACAUCGAGAAGAUUAAGAGCACUGGUGCUACGUAUAUGGCGGCGUCAGGCCUAACAGCCUCCACCCGGGACCUCCGCGGCUACCGCCACGUCACAGCUAUGGCGGACUACGCUCUGCGCCUGCGCGACCAGCUCCAGUACGUCAACGAGCACAGCUUCAACAGCUUCCGCAUCCGGAUUGGUAUCAACAUCGGGCCGGUGGUGGCGGGAGUGAUCGGAGCUAGGAAGCCGCAGUACGACAUCUGGGGGAACGCUGUCAACGUGGCGUCACGUAUGGACUCCACGGGACUUUUGGACCACAUCCAGGUGACUGAGGAGGUGUACGACAUCCUGGCAUCGCGGGGAUACAAGCUGCGCUGCCGGGGCACUGUUGAUGUCAAGGGGAAGGGCAACAUGGUCACGUACUUCCUCGAGGGCGUCGGCGAGACCAUUCCGAAUGGCAUCUCGGAUAUUUACAAUAAUCCGACCCCGUCGACAUCUCACGAGUGCUCAGAUGCGCGACCACCACCAGCUGACCACCGACCCCUGGAGACCCUGUCCGAAGACCACGGGGAGGAGGUCUCACCACGCGCCUCCAUUCCAACUGACAGCCAGAACGACUCGGCAAACACGCAGAGCCCGCGUCUAGACGCGUCGCGCGAGUCGCUCGCCGGCGCGGUGCGCGCGCGUGUGCGCAAGAGAUUGGAGCGGCCUGCGUCAUUGGCCGAGUGCCCCACGCUGCCCGUCCUGCUCUCCGUGAUGCAGGCCAGGGCACACUCAACAGACUUCCGCGUCCCAAUAUCACACAGCAGCGGCGACAUUGAAGCCCUGAUCCAGCCGCGGCGCUCCGCCAGCCUCGCUGACUUCGUCCGCCGCAAGCCGCGCGUGAACAUCAUCGAGAACCCCAUGGUCGUCAGCCCGCUGCCCAACGACAGCCCCAGCCCGGACAGCCCAGCGACGGCAGAAAAUGUCAUCCUCACUGUAGCCCAAACACAUUAAACACUGCAGGUACUGGAAUUUUUGUCAACAUCAUCGAAAACCCCAUGGUCGUCAGCCAGCUGCCCAACAACACGCCCAGCCCGGACAGCCCGGCGACGGCGGAAAAUGUCAUCCUCACUGUAGCCCAAACACAUUAAACACUGCAGGUACUGGAAUUGUUGUCAACAUCACCGAAAAUCCCGUGGUUGUCAGCCAGCUGCCCAACAACACCCCCAGCCCGGACAGCCCGGCGACGGCAGAAAAUGUCAUCCUCACUGUAGCCCAAACACAUUAAACACUGCAGGUACUGGAAUUGUUGUCAACAUCACCGAAAAUCCCGUGGUUGUCAGCCAGCUGCCCAACAACACCCCCAGCCCGGACAGCCCGGCGACGGCAGAAAAUGUCAUCCUCACUGUAGCCCAAACACAUUAAACACUGCAGGUACUGGAAUUGUCAGCCAGCUACCCAGCAGGCAGUCCGGCAAUGGCAAACUAGAUUAGACUUGUGAACAAGCCAGUAUUAGUCCUUUGAAGGUACUUGGCUGGAAUUUUCUUUUCACUCUCGGCAACACCUGUCUUCAUUGAAACUGGGGCCGUAUAGAUGAUAAUCAGUGAUCGGAACUAUGGGAGUAAAACUUUAACAAAACUUGUUAAGCGGACAUAAAAUAGUGCAUACAGCCCUAAAAAUAUUCAUGUCCAUAGGGAUAGGAAUAGCAUAGUACUUACAGCCAUAAAAAUAUUUACAUUCAUAGAUAUUCGAAUAUUUUUAAGGCUAUAAGCACUCUUUUUACGUCCGCUUGAUAAGUUUUGUUAAAGUUUAAAUCCCAUAGUUCCGAUCACUGAUGAUAAUUUAUCGUCAUUCGAAAAGUAAAAAUGUGGCAUGAGGGCGAAAAGGCAUGUGAUUAUUUCCGUAUUCAUGGUUCAAUUUGCGUCUUCUAUAAACGAUUGUGAUCGAUUCUGAAGUGAAAUAUGUAUUUGUCAUCGCGAUACAUUUUUUCUUUUCGAUCGACGUUUGUCGAUGUAUUUACAUCUAGGCUAAGCCCCUAGAAUUUGGGUGUUUUAUUCAGCAUCAUUUUCAAUGGCAUAUUUUCGUAGAAGUGGAGAUGUGACUCAGAGAAUUUGAUUGUGUUUUAAGGUCAUUAGGAGAGGUACAGAACUCCCACGAAAACCAAAGAUGCUAUCGAAAUCUACUGCCGAUUCCUUAAAAAUCUGCCAUGUGAAUGAGAUGGCUCAAAUAUUUGUUUUAAAAGGUAUUUUACUUUGAUAUUUACAAACGAGGACUCAUUUAUGAACCUGCUCGUAGUGGGAUAGUCUACAAAAGGUGUUGUAAAUGAAUUUUCGGAGCAAGGAUUGCCAUUUUGAUUCGAUACGACUAAAACUAAGAGUUAGUUUUGUGGAUGAAAUGGGAUCUUUGUCUGUAAUAUCAGUAGGUUACAUUAUUUCUCCAUUAAAAUAAUCUUCGAAAGUACUAAUGCUGGCAAUAAUAACUGUUCUCAUACCAAUUGACUUGACAUAUUAGAUGAAAUGAGGCAAUCAUGUCUCAUGUCGAGGUUUAAGCGUGUUACAAAUAUAAUAGUCGACGAAAUAUAAUUUGUUCCGAUUCGCCUUAAAAUUCCAUACAAAAUAUAUUUCCUCGACUGUACCGCUUACCUCUCAUCAUUACACGGACUUUACAAACUAUGAUAGUGACUACAUGACCGUAACAUUGAGAUGUUACGAGAGUCUUCACGCAAUGAGCUAUCUUCUUGAAAAGGAUGAGUACUCAAGCGCAUAGACUCAGACAAAUACUAAUUCUGAUAUUAUGUACGAUUGCCAUCCUGAAAGUUAUUGUCCCGGCUCUUGUUACACUACUAUGACAAUUGUCACUUGACAAUGACAAUUCACCGUACACUGCUAGUCCAACAAGUAAAUACUCGUGUGCUAUUCUACGUACUGUUCUUACUUAUCGGCCUGGAAAUGUACAGAUAAUUGUCUGUGUCAGAUGCCAAUUGUCAGAGUGGUGAAAUAGGCACCUUUAGUGCAAAACAAUGGCGAGUUCAACAAAAGAUCAAAGUUUUACGGAUUUCAUCCUUAUGGAACAAGUACGGAUGGCAGUUGGUUAGCAAAUUGUGGAUAGGUUGUGAACGUAGGAAGAUGUGCAUGUUUAUUUUGUUACCAAAGGAAUUGCAAACAUCUCAGAGUGACAGAGCUUAUGGGAAUGACAAUGAAAAUUAUUUAAGACACGAACCAAAAAACUCACUCGCGUUACAAUCGAAGCUACGCUCACAUUUUAACAUGACUUGCAUUGCAUGAAUUGAUACAAAUAUUUACCUAACAUAUCUCUAUGUCUGAUAUUAGUCUUCAUUGCUAAAAAUUGUUAUACAAAGAAAAUAGAUCAAGUAGAAGUAUUGCAUGUAAAACUUGUACUCGCUCAAUAUAUUU
Molecule: messenger RNA, 7635 nt
Organism: Cydia pomonella (codling moth)
Lineage: Eukaryota; Metazoa; Arthropoda; Insecta; Lepidoptera; Tortricidae
Product: adenylate cyclase type 5-like
Exons: 31
Coding region: 857-5236 (1459 amino acids)
Biological process (GO): intracellular signal transduction; adenylate cyclase-inhibiting G protein-coupled receptor signaling pathway; cAMP biosynthetic process
Cellular component (GO): plasma membrane
Molecular function (GO): adenylate cyclase activity
Source: RefSeq, a predicted model, not a curated record